This is a messenger RNA of Paramecium primaurelia, 348 nucleotides long. The record is from the annotation of a GenBank genome assembly. Lineage: Eukaryota; Ciliophora; Oligohymenophorea; Peniculida; Parameciidae.
AUGCAAAUGAUUAAGGAUGACAUGAUAAUCAAUAAUUCAAUUCUAGAUUUUAGUAUGACAGAAAAUCAAAAAUUUGAAUCAAUCUGUCAACAGUUAAAAAAUAUUUGUACUGUUUCUUAAUAACUCUUGGUACCUAAAUUAAGAUAAAAACGAAUAAGAAAGAAGAGAGUAUUGAAAAAACUAUAAAAAAAUCAGAAAUCAGAAAAAGUGUCAAGUGACAUUCAACAUAAAAAGACUAUUCUAAAUUAUUUUGAAGUCUCUCGAAAUGAAUUGGAAGAGAAGAUUGCAUUAAUUAGUGGAUUAUAGCAGUAGAUACAAUAAAUAAAGUUAAUGAUGUCUCAAAUAUGA